Molecule: messenger RNA, 3251 nt
Organism: Ixodes scapularis (black-legged tick)
Lineage: Eukaryota; Metazoa; Arthropoda; Arachnida; Ixodida; Ixodidae
Gene: Cog1
Product: conserved oligomeric Golgi complex subunit 1
Exons: 27
Coding region: 171-2846 (891 amino acids)
Biological process (GO): intra-Golgi vesicle-mediated transport
Cellular component (GO): COG complex; Golgi apparatus
Source: RefSeq, a predicted model, not a curated record
CACAGCGGGACGGCCUCGUCGGAUAUCGUCGGGCUGCUUUUGCUGCGACGUGUUUUUUUGCGCCGGUUCUUGUAGAAUAGCUAUGCAGUAGUGUAGUGCCUCUGGUGGUUCCUGGUCGGUUAGUGUGAAGGUUAGUUUUCUCCCCUCAAGUGUCAUCCUUCCAACCAGCCAUGAAGCUGGUAUCGGGUGGGACGGACCUGCUCUUCGAGCAGUACAGCAUCCAGCAGAUCCAGGAGAUCGAGCAGAACAUCAGGGCCGACAUCGAGAUGAAGAAAGAGGAUCUUCGGCAAAUGGUCGGCGAGCGGUACCGAGACCUCAUAGAGGCUGCGGACACCAUAGCCAAGAUGAAGCAGACCUCAGAAAGCGUGAAAAGCUACGUGGCCCUUCUGACAGAACAGUGCCGGGACCUCCAGCAAGCGUGCCAGAGCAAGGCCGGCAGGGCCCCCCUGGCUGCCUGCCCCGAGCACUGGGCCCUGGCACACCAUUAUGCCAUCCUGGCCCAAGUCAAGCUCCUGGUGGACCUGCCUUCCAAGAUCUGGGCCGAGGUGGAGCGUGGUGGCUGGGUGCGUGCCUCGUGCUGCCUCCUGGUGGCCCAGCAGACGCAUGUGCAGCUCGACCUUGGGGCACGCACGGCCCAGCGGGGAGCCCUCAGGCCCUGGCGCACCCUGGUCGCUCGCCAGGGCGCCUCCUUGGCCUCCUUCCACCAGAGCAUCUUGCAGAACUGCUGGAAGAAUCUGCUGUCUCUGGAGCUGUCGGUCGAGCUGGCCCUGGAGUGCCUCUGCGGCGUUUCCCUCCUCGAAGGGUCGACGCCAUCGGAGAUCCUGGCCAAGUUUCUUCGCAAGAGACUGGGCCUGGUGGAAAGCAUCUUCGGCUCGGAAGAACACGGUUCUUCGACCAGAGAGCAGAUGACCCAGCUGGCAACCCUCUUGCUGACCAGUCUGGAGCUGGUCCAACGCCUGUUUCUGCCGAGCAACUCUCAGUCGCGCGAUCGCCUGGGCCGACCUCCCAGCCUUGUCGAAGCCAAACUCCUACUGGCCUCACAGUCCGACGUCUCCGACCUGGUGAACUUUGCCGAGAGCCCGUCGUUUCGCUACCUUCCACAGGCCAUCAGAGAGUACCGCAUCGGGGCAAAUGUCCAAGAAGGCGGCCUUCCCACAGAGCACGUGCAGAGGGAGUGCCGGGACUUUGUCUCCAAGCUGGAGGAAAGCUCGGGCCCCCACGUGGUUUCUCGACUACGUAACCUUCAAGGGCUGCGGGCUCUCGCGCAGGUCUGCUCGUCCGUCAGGAACAUCCUCGGCCAGGAAGGGCCAUCGUCGAAAGCGUGCGUUGCGGUGCUGGGAGCGGAGCUGUCUUCCAAGGAACGUUUCUUCGGUGCCAAGUUUGCGGACAGAAUCAAGGAAAUAAUGACCGCGCAGCUGGAGGGUGCCAUGACCGCCUGCCUGAACACUCUCGUCUCGACACGAGCCAAGAGUCGAGAAACUGGGACGUCGCCGUUGGAUCGGGAGUGCGAUGCCUUCACCUGGUCCGAAUCCCCGGUGGAUGCCUUGCUGUUUGGCGGUCGCGACACCACCAAGGGGCCAGGCUCCCUAACUAUGAAGACGCGCGGUCUCUCACCGCAAGUGCAGGCGAUCUGCCUAUGUCUGGACAAGCAGCUGGAGGCAUUGCUGGGAGAACUUGAGUGCUUCCCUGCGGAGCACCGAGACCCCGACACUUGGGCAAUGGUGGAGGACCACCUUGCUGGCGCCGCUACCGCGAUCCUUAACAGGUGGCUUUCCUUUGUGGAAGAGGAGAAGACGAGCUCUCCUGAAGAGGCGGACUGGUUGGCGCUCCUGGGUCAGGUGUGCCAUGGCCUUGGGGAGCUGUGUCCGGCUCUGGAGCGCUGCUUCCCGGCUGUCCCAAAGAAGGCUUCCUCCGCGGCCAAGGACCUCGUGUCGUGGCAGAAGCAGAAGAUGGCCCUGUCGGAGCACCGCGACGCAGCCUACAGGGCAUGCAUGGUGGUGAUCGUGAGAAAGGAGGCGGCACGCUUCAGGGAACGGAUGACUUCCGGAUCUGUGGACGACGUCAUGGCCUCGCUGCUGACGUGGAGCGAGGUGAAGAUCCAGGAGGAGACGGAAGGUGGCAGCACGGUUCAGUCCACCCUGAGGGUGCCGCUGCAGGUGACGGUGGCCCUCCAGGAACUGCUCUUCUCCGUCUGCCAGGAGGUGAACCGCAUCUUCGGACACUCCCUGAGCAGGGCGGCCCAGGCGGAGGUGAGCCGGUCCGUGCUGGCCGAGCUGGAACCGACAUACGUGCUCUCGGCCAGGGCGGUGUCUUCGUGCAGCCCGGCCUCGCUCUCCCAGAACUGGGCCCUCCAGCUCCUGCUGGAUCUCAGCGUGCUCUCCCAGCUUCUCCAGGGCGACGUCGGCGUGACGUGGAGUGCUCUCGAGUCAUAUGUGGACCCCUUCGAUUUGGAUGUGGUGGUCCCCCACCUAGAAAAGCACGCCGCGCUGGCGGCACAGCAGGCCUCGCUCCUGUUGGGUCUGUGCCUGUCACCCCAGCGGUUCGUUUGCGAGCGGCCGCCGCCGCCCCGGUCGACGGGGGCUGUGCUGGGACACAACGUGCUCCCGCUCCACUCGGUGGCCGGACGCUUCCCGCUGCUCCCGACGCUUUCCCGCUUCCUGGAGCAGCCGGACUCGCGAUCCGCAAACUCCCCCGACCAGCCGCCCAAGUCCUCUUCUGGGCCAGACCUGAGCAAGAUGGCACCCUCCCUGACUGCGAGCCAAUCUACUCCCGUGCUGCACGCUUCUCCCUCCUUUUACGAGAAAAUGGCCACCACCAUGCGGUCCAGCUGGUUUGGGGCUCAGUGAAGGCCGGGAAUACGGGGGACGUCUUCUUGCACCUCUUGCUCAUCUCAGGGGUUCAGGAGGGGACAGAAGUCUGACAGGACAGAUGGUCUCAUGGACAUAGGGGGGUGCAAAAAUUGGACUGGAGCACUACAGUUUUUCAGCACUAACAUUUGUGGUAUGGAUAGUACCGAAAGAUAGAGGGACAGAGCAGUGAAAAAGAAAGCAAACAACCUGUUAGGUGUGUUUGUUUUGCAGCGACACAUUGCACUUGUUCGAGCACUUGACAACUUUAGUUGUUUCUUUUAUAUAAUGCACAACACCGGUGUUUAGUUUUCGAAAAUAAUGAGAGGAAAAGACAAAGAAUGAGCCUUGCAAGUUGUUAUGCUACUUCUUUGUGUUUAAUAAAGAUUUUUUUAACAAUCUGGG